ACGCGCCGGUGUGAAAACGGUCACACGAUUGUAGAGAAGACGAGAGGGGGACGAAGUUACUUUCCUGAACCUUGUGGGGGAGAAUAAUAUUUGUUGCACUUCGCUUCCCCUCGCCUCGAAUGGACAGAGAACCGGAUUCUGCGCAAUUCUUUCUUCUUCUUCUCCGACCGAGCGCGAAAGCGAUUGAGCUCUCGUCUAAUUGAUUGGUUCACGGGCUCUGCUUCACUGCGAAGAAAAAGUGGCGGUGACUUUUCCAGUGAGAGGCCGAAGCGCGAAACUCACUAAAGGGAGAAUUCGGUGACAAAAGCGACGAGAGAAAAUUUCAUCCUGCGAUCCAUUCACUCGAGUGGAAAAGCUGUUCGGUGUCACUGAUCGAGAACUGCGACCCAAUUUGAUUUUAUGCGUCUAAUUGUACAGAGACAAAUUCGCGCUUGGCUGCUCACCUUGGCAUUUGGGAGCGACGGGGUAUAGUAUAUGUCGAGUAGGUAGGUGCAGGACAGGCAGCUCCAGCUAGUGGACUUGAGGAGAAUUUGCCGUGGGAAGCAGAUAAUCGGAAUUGUCGAAUUUCGGGGAAAAGACACCAGAGACUCAAAGUUGUCAGGUUUCAGAGUCUGUCAAUUUGGAGCUUCCCGACGGUGGGGGAAUUCUGAACAUCCGAGAGCUCACUGGAACGCAAGGAAGAAAAAAAUGGUGAUUGCGUUGAAAGUGAAGAGAAAUGGUAGAGCGCGUCAGUCAUCCUGCGAUGAUAUACACUGGUCUUGAGUGUACUGUAGUUGGCUGAAUGGACGAUCGAAGGAAUCUCAUACUUGGCCUGGAACCAAAGUAGGAAAGUUGUGUUGAUUCUAAGCUCUGUGAAAAUCGUCCUACUUGUAGAUGGUGGAGAUUGACUUCGACGGUCAAUUUCUUCACUUCAUAUUGCCCAGACGUCUUGAUUUGCAGUUCAAGGAGCAACUGUCUUGUCCAUAUCAGGGAGUACCGAGGAAUUCAAACGGGCCAGAAAGAUUUAUGCAAUCGGUCAUAUAGAUAGAUCUCUCUGGUCUCGGGCACUGGUGGGGAACCAGAAGGAAAUUUCAGGAUGGCAGGAUCUAUUUAUCUCUUCGGGUCUCCUGUUUACUCUCACCAGUUGAACAAGAAUGAUGGCUCGCCUUCUCAAUAUUUUUUUCUGGACAAGCACAGAGGACCUAAAAUUCACCGUGGGAUUUCCGGGGAAAAGAAGAUAAAGCUACGCAUCUCCAUGGAUAUGAUCACUUACAGACAUUACGAUGCCAGCUCAAAGAUUCAAAUUUGCAGGAACAGAAUAGGCAAUUCCGUACCAUUUUCGCCACUUCAAGGGCAGCUUAGUAGGAUCACACGGCCUUCCAAUCAUUUGUCUUGUGCGAUAUUAAAUAGGAGAUUAUCCAAGCACGAAUCCAAUUGGACACUUCAUAGGACUGGCAGCCGGUCGGUGAUAGUGAAGGCACAGGUGGAGCUAGCUGGAGGAAUGGAUGUCAUCGGUAACUUAGGACUGGAUACAUUGACUUUCCUCGCAGCAACCGUUCUAAUUGUCCCUGCAUUUAAGGCCAUCAAACAAAGUCCGAUCUUGGGAUUUUUACUGUCUGGCGUCAUUCUAAAUCAACUUGGUUUGAUUCGAAAUGUCACAGACGUUAAGGCAUUAUCAGAGUUGGGAAUCCUUUUCUUGCUGUUUGAGAUGGGACUGGAGCUUUCCCUCGCUCGCUUGAAAGCGUUGGCAAAGUUUGCCUUCGGUAUUGGAUUGGCCCAGGUCUUCUUUUCUACCUUGGCUUUCACAGCUUUUGAGCUCCCACCAAAUGGGGCAAUAGGCACACAGCUUCUGGAAAUUUUCUUUCACGCCCGACCUGCGCUGGUAAACAUCAGGAGUGUCGAUGAAGCUGUUGUUAUCGGAGCAGGGCUCUCUUUGUCUUCUUCCGCCUUUGUUCUCCAGCUUCUCGCAGAAAAGGGUGAGCUUCCAACCCGCUUUGGUUCAGCAACACUUGGUAUACUACUUCUUCAGGACAUUGCUGUGGUGCCACUGCUCGUCAUCCUUCCCAUUUUAGAAAGUGGGAAUCUCGGACAAGAGAGCUUGUGGCCAAAAUUAGCUGCUGAAAGCUUGAAAGCUCUUCUUGGCCUUGGAAUACUAUCUUUCGGUGGUAGGUUCUUCUUACGAAGGAUAUUCGAGGUUGUUGCAGACUCAAGGAGUUCUGAGGCGUUUGUUGCCCUUUGCCUCCUAACAGUUACCGGGACUUCUCUUGUUACCCAAAAGCUUGGCUUCAGUGAUACACUAGGAGCAUUUCUUGCCGGAGCAUUACUUGCUGAGACAAAUUACAGAACGCAAGUGGAAGCUGACAUAAGACCAUUCAGGGGCCUUCUCCUCGGUCUCUUUUUCGUGACAACUGGGACGUCCAUCGAUCUUCAGCUUCUGUUUCGGGAGUGGCCCAAUGUGCUAGCUCUCUUGGGAGGUCUGAUCGCCAUCAAGACGGCAAUUAUCACAGCUAUUGGGCCCCGAGUGGGACUUACUCUUGCGGAGAGCGUAAGGACGGGAUUAUUGCUUUCACAAGGAGGAGAAUUUGCCUUUGUCGUGUUUUCUCUCGCAAAUCGACUCGGAGUUUUACCGUUGGAGCUGAAUCGCCUUCUUAUCAUUGUCGUUGUGCUGUCAAUGGCUCUGACUCCAUUGCUGAAUGAGGUUGGUCGAACUGCAGCAGAAUACAUCGAAUCGAAGUCUGAACCCAAAGAUGAAGAUGAUAAGAUGGAAGUUGUGACCUUUGAGGCGAGUGAACCAGUAGUUAUACUGGGGUUCGGGCAAAUGGGCCAGGUGCUUGCCAAUUUCCUAUCCACACCUCUAGCUUCAGGCCUCGGAGGAGAUGCAGCCGGGUGGCCAUACGUUGCCUUUGAUUUGGAUCCGGGGCGAGUGAAGGCUGCUCGCAAGCUUGGCUUUCCUGUUCUAUAUGGAGACGGAUCUAGACCAAUGGUUUUACAAACUGCUGGGAUUUCUACACCCAAAGGAGUCAUGGUGAUGUAUACAGGACGCCAAAAAUCAGUACAAGCUGUGGAGAGGUUAAGGGCGGCAUAUCCUGGGAUCCCGAUUUACGGCAGAGCUCAAGACUUAGAGCACCUUCUCGAAUUAAAAAAUGUUGGAGCAACAGAUGCUAUACUGGAAAACACCGAGACUAGUCUGCAGCUCGGUUCUAUUCUUCUUAGAGGUCUGGGUGUGAGAUCAGACGACGUUUCUUUUUUGAGGCGUUUGAUGCGAGAAUCCAUGGAACUAAGAGCACAAGAGGCCCUUGAGAAGAAAGGAAAUGUCGAGAAUGACUACGUUGUACGAUUUCAGGCUAAGGUACGGGAGACAUGGAAUUCAAGACCGAGCUCAUCUUCAGCGCAAGUAGAAUAUGAUGACGAAAUGGAGGCAAUGGAAACGACCUGGCAAGGCGGAAGGAGUCUGAACUCCGCGUCCAUACUGAGGGACAAGUCCAGAGCUGUCGGUCAAUCGACGGACGAAGAGAUGCCCAUUCUUUUAUCCACUGUCAACUCUCCGAACUCGUCCAGCAAAAGCUCGAUCACCAUCGAGAAAGGAGACUCUCUUUCAGCCUCUAGUAUUACCAUCGCUGCUCCGAACGGCUUGAUACUAGACAGAGAUCCUCAAGUCAGCAAUGGUUCAGACUCUUCUGAUGCUUUCGAAUCCGAGGGCCUUACCGUCACCGUUCGUGAAACAGCUGACAGCUCCAUGUCUAACAAUCUCCCGCAAGCAUCUGUCAGCAAACCGCCCCAACCAAGUAUGGCUGUUUCGAAAUUGAAGUGGCGCAGAAGAAGUGUGAACGAUAACCGCUUGGAACAGGGUCAAGACGAACGAGGAGUGACUAUUUGUGCUCUCCCAGAUGACGAUAGAUACCAGGAAGCGCUAGAGGAGGGUGAGGAAAUCGAUAAAAUUGAUGAGACCAUCCCAGCGUCGAGAGAUUAGAUUUGAUAGAAAGCGGUCAGAAGAUCUCGUAAAAGAAACAGAUCUUUGUCUUGUACACUAAAGAGACAUGUAGGAUCGACUGAUUCACGGGGCUAUUCCGCGUCCUGAAGUCCUGGAGGAUAAUCCUCCUCCUGUCCCCAUGGGCAGUGUAUGAUAAUUUAACUUCGAUUAAUUUUGGACGAUCUUUGUUAACAUAAUCCCUACAUGGGAUUGGAGAUAUCAUAAAGCACGACAA
This is a messenger RNA of Marchantia polymorpha subsp. ruderalis, 4184 nucleotides long. The record is from the annotation of a GenBank genome assembly. NCBI's taxonomy places the organism in Eukaryota, Viridiplantae, Streptophyta, Marchantiopsida, Marchantiales, Marchantiaceae.